Cucurbita pepo subsp. pepo (vegetable marrow) is the source of this 567-nucleotide messenger RNA. RefSeq lists its product as uncharacterized. NCBI's taxonomy places the organism in Eukaryota, Viridiplantae, Streptophyta, Magnoliopsida, Cucurbitales, Cucurbitaceae. Gene Ontology annotation, biological process: calcium ion transport; endoplasmic reticulum calcium ion homeostasis. Gene Ontology annotation, cellular component: endoplasmic reticulum membrane; Golgi apparatus. The record is from RefSeq and is a predicted model, not a curated record.
CACCUUUUAGAAUAUCGCUCUCUUUCUCUUCGACUCCGAGAAGGCUCUGGAAAGUCUCCCAUGGCGUACGUUGAACGAGGCGUUGUGAAAUCCCAGAGAUCAUUUUGGCGUCUCAAAACCAUAACUGAUUUCUUUUGGGCCAUUGUAAACAUUAUCGGUGUGUUUUUUACCACCUUAUUCUCGAUGGAAAAAUCUGAGGCUUAUAGAAAAGGAUCUGGUUCUGGCAAGAAAUGGGACGGUGGUGGCCCAGGAGGUCCCGGGUCAGGGCCUUACGGUGGUCGUCCACGUGGGCCACCUCGUGGUCUAGACAACGUUCGAGGAAUCGAUCAUAGUUCACUACCUGCCUGUGGCUCGUGCUGCGGCUAAACUUUUGGCUGCUUCCAUGGUGCAUUUACACAAGGGUGUCUACAAAAUACUCUUCAAUUUAAAAUCGUGGGCCGUGUUGUAAAUGUUGAUGGAAUGCUAUCUGCGAAUAUAAAUUAGUUCAUUAGAUAAAAAAAAAAAAUGUGGUUUCAUAAAUUAGUACUCAAAAGUUAAUUUUGCCAAUCAAUGGAUAAAAUUUUAAGA